AAAGUUCUUUGGUGUGGAAAAUGUCAGAAUCAAAUUAUCACAUGCCCCAAUGUAACACGUCCGUCAAGGUGCUGUUAUGCGAUGUGCUGGGGAAACGCCAUUGUUAGGGGCUAUCAAUGGGACAGGAAGACUUUGAUCAGGUGUGGGAAACACCCAGUCUUACACAAGCUGAAUUUCUUGCGGCGGAGGAAAAAACAUUUCACUCUUUGAAAGCAGCAGACAGAAACAGCAGGCUCGUACAAUAAGCCUCGGCCAGCUUCACGCUGCUGCUUGUUUGUUGUGCGUUCAAAAAGGAUGGAUGCUCGGGAGGCGUAUGAUGUUCACAGGAGCAGGAUGUCCAAGUGCGCGCGAAACCGCGAAUGUCGGCGUGUGUGCGUUCAGUGAACCUCUGAGCCUUCCGGUGCUCUUACAUGCUGGACCUUAGACAACCAGUGCAGGGUGUGUGUGUGUGUGUGUGCGUGUGUGUGUGCCGGUGUGCUCGGGGGCCGUAGGGGUUUGGGGACUUUCUAUUGACAUGAUCAACAUGUGCACAUGAGUGGCUGGGUUACUGAUUACAGUUAAUGCUGUAGCGUGUUUGUGAUAAGACUCUUGCUCUAUAAGCACAAAGUCCUGCCAGGGACAACAAGCCUCCGGCUACUUCAGCUCAUCCCACCCAUCCCUCACAGGACCACCGCUGCCUCCACAGGUGUUGUGUUUUCUGCCUCCUUGCAUCUACCGAGAACACGGCAGCAUCAUGAGUGUGGAGACCAAAAAACCACGUGAGGUUUGCUGCUCCAAACUCAAGCUCUUCCUGGCCUCUCUGGCGUUUGUAUAUUUUGCCAAAGCCUUUUGCGGAGCCUAUAUGAAGAGCUCCAUCACCCAGAUUGAGAGGCGGUUUGACAUCCCCAGCUCCCUCAUCGGGGUUAUAGAUGGCAGCUUCGAAAUGGGCAACCUGUUGGUCGUAGCCUUUGUGAGCUACUUCGGUGCGAAGCUCCAUCGUCCCAGGCUGAUCGCUAUUGGCUGCUUGAUCAUGGCUACUGGAUCGUUCCUCAUCUCCCUGCCGCACUUCUUCCAGGGGCCAUAUAAGUACGAGACCAGCGUGACUCACAACAAAGACAGCAACAGCACCGAGAACAUCCUGCCCUGUCUUUCCAACCACAGCUUGACGGAUAUUGAUGACACUCCUGAUUUAGUGCCAAAAAUAGCUUGUGAAAAGGCCGCUGGCUCGUCCUUGUGGAUCUACGUAUUCCUGGGAAACAUGCUGCGGGGGAUCGGGGAGACUCCCAUCAUGCCUCUUGGCGUGUCCUACCUGGAUGAUUUCUCCAAAGAGGAGAAUACUCCUUUCUAUUUGGCCUGUAUCCAUACAAUGGGAAUCUUAGGACCGAUGUUUGGUUACAUGCUUGGGUCCUACCUUGCCAAGAUCUAUGUGGACAUUGGAUCAGUGGAUUUAGACAGUAUCACCAUCAACCACAAGGACUCCCGCUGGGUGGGCGCCUGGUGGCUGGGCUUCAUAGUGACUGGCACUGUGAUCCUGCUGUCCGGUAUCCCCUUCUGGUUCCUGCCCAAGUCUCUGCCCAAGCAGGGCGAAGAGCAGAGUCAGAGUAAGGGCACGGAACUGGCCACAGUGGCCGAGCAGGAGGACUUCCUCCCGGAGGAAAACCAGGAGCUUGAAGAGAAAGAGAAGCCGGUCACAUUCCGGGAGCUGGCUAAAGACUUCAUUCCGUCCCUGCGGCGACUCUUCAGGAACAGCAUCUUCUGCCUGAUGAUGCUCACCCACCUGGUGGCUGUCAACGGCUUCAUCGGCCUCAUCACCUUCAAGCCAAAGUUCUUGGAGCAGAUCUACGGCCAGUCGGCCUCCAAGGCCAUUUUCCUCAUAGGUAUACUGAACCUGCCGGCAGUAGCUCUGGGCAUCAUCACCGGAGGUUUUGUGAUGAAACGCUUCAAGCUGGGCGUCAUCGGAGCAGCCAGGAUGUCCAUUUCUGCCACCACCUGUGCCUUCAGUCUGCUCGCCAUGCAGGUCUUCAUGCACUGUGGAAAUGCAGAUGUGGCUGGUCUCACCGUCUCAUACCAGGGAGCCCCUGAGGUGUCCUACAACCAACAGACGAUGGUGUCGCAGUGCAACGUGGGCUGCUCCUGCUCAAUGAAGCACUGGGACCCGGUGUGCGCCUACAACGGCAUGACGUACGCCUCGCCCUGCCUGGCCGGCUGCCAGACCUCCACGGGCACUGGCAGGGACACGGUGUUCCACAACUGUACCUGUGCUGGGGAGAUGGCGUCUCCAGUCGUGAACAUGUCCGCAGUGCUGGGCCAGUGCCCCAGGAAGAGCAACUGCGACGGCAUGUUCAAAAUCUACAUGGCUCUGUCUGUGGUCGGGUCCUUCAUUUCCGCGUGCGGAGGCACUCCGGGCUACAUCGUGCUGCUCAGGUCCAUACAGCAGGACCUGAAGUCCCUGGCCUUGGGUAUGCAGACACUGAUAGUGAGAACUCUGGGUGGGAUCCCUCCUCCCAUUUAUUUCGGCGCACUCAUCGACCAGACCUGUUUGAAGUGGGGAACCAAGCAGUGUGGAGGUCGCGGAGCAUGCAGACUCUACAAUGCUAACGCUUUCAGAGUGACGUACAUGGGUCUGAUUAACGGAUUCUACCUCCUGUCCAACGUCCUGUGGGUGGGCCUCUACUUCGCUAUCGUCAAGCGGCAGAAGAAGCUGGCGCUGAGGAGUCAGGCCAAAGAAAAUGCGCUGGAGGGCAACGGGGCAUCCAACGGACACGCCAGCGUCAGCAUCGCCGGCGGCAAGGAGGACACGGACAAGGAGAGCACCAUUUGAGGCGGUUCGGCGGGGCAGGGUCACUGUGAGCGACACAUACAGUAUUUCUCAUCGCUUAACCACUUGUGCUGCCGCCCAGACUGGACCAAAACGCAGUAAUGGUACAGUGUCAGCUCUCUUCGGUCUUUAAGCAGUAUACCUCUUUUUAUAUACAGUGUGUGUACAGUAUGUGUUCAAUAUUUUGUAUGUACAGUACAUUGUUUUAAAUACUAGCGCAGGACAUCUCUCAAGUGUUGUUAUGAGUUACUGACAAGGUUUUCUUCCUUGUUUUUUUCCAGUUAUUGGCGCGAGAGAGUGUGUGUGUGAGAUAAUACAGCCCUCUGCAUUGUCUUCAAUGAACUGUAUAUUAAUGGAGACACUGGUGGUGGGGGGAGUUUUUUUUUAGCUUGUGUGUAAAAGUUUAGUAACAACCGCAGCGAAGUAAACGAGGCAUCUCGAAUACAGUUAGUCAGGACGACCGCGUCUUUACAAGAGUGACCCCCCUCCACUUACAGUACACAUGAGUGUCCUGUAGAUGGUUCAUGUUCCUGGCCAGCCGAACACGUGUUGUUCUCUGCUUCUGCCGGUCAGAGUCUGCGCUGCAGAUUUGCAGAGUCACUGUCAUUGUCGCUGCAGGCUGAUCGAGUCAGCGAGAGAAGCGCAAGCUUCCCUCACGGAAUUUUCAAUUCAAUUCAAUUUUUUUUGUAUAGCACCAAAUCACAACAUACAUUGUAUCAAGGCAGUAGUGAGGUCAAUAUUACAAUAUCACAGGGAAAACCCAACAAAUCCCACAAUAUGAAAGAAACAGUUUGUUACCGAGGAUCGGUGCCGAUGUGUAAUAUGCGUGGAGUGGAGGCCCUGACACGAUGCCAGUGCCACAUGUGAGUAUAUUGUAAAAAGAAUAGUUUUGCUAGUUAUUCAAAUUGCCCUUUCUAGCCAAGAUUCCAUUUUCUCGCUAAACUGUGCCUAGACCAUAAGGUAAUUUUCAUGUGUUGGGUUAUUUUUAUAUGAACAGUUAUUCCCAGGAGUGAGGAGGGCAGGUGAUGGGGAUAUUUUAUAAAAUGAGGCUUGUGUUUUCCAAACUAGCGAUGCUACGGAUGUUCAGCUGUAAUACACAAAGUUAGGUAAAGCCCUGGGAUUCGUCAGCCUUCGCAAAAAAACAACGACAUUGCAGUUUUGAAGGAUUUCAAACAAAUUCUGAGAUAAAUUCAAUUCAAUGUCAGUGCUUUAUUAAUUUAAAAAAAUCAAUUAUCUGACCAAGACCUGUUCCCUGGAUUGUAGAAUUCGGUUUGUUUGUCCUCAACUUUACCGGCACACUUUUUUUUAUUAGUGCACUGAUUUAGUCUGAUCUUAUUUUUGCCCUCGACCCCCACGUUGUAGACCAGUGUGACAGAGUCAUUCAUGCAAAAUGGAGUCAGACGCUUUCCUGAAGUCAAUUCAACUUUUUUGUUUGUUGUAAAUGUAGGUUAGGUCAUUCAAGUGUGAAGAGUGUGUACUGUACAUGGUCUGUGGUGAGGUAAAAAAUAAAAAAUGUGGAUAAACGUUUGUCUUGACAGCGUUGAUUCGGCCAGUCGGGGUCAAGGCUUCAGUGUGUGCAUCCACAUACGAAAAUCUGCGCUACAAAGCGUUUUUUAUGUAAAUGAGUGAUAUAAGUGAUAUACUCAGACGCUGGUCCCAAGGUCAAGUGAAAUUUGGACUACGUCAGUACUUUACCUAUACAUUAUUUGAGAUGCAUUUUAUUUGAUUCGCUGUCUGGAGUCACAGACACUGAGGCAAGAGAUGGGGACAUUUAGGCUGGCAACUUUCUUCUGUCUGUUCGCAACGUGCCCGUGCGCACCUGCCUGACACUGCACACACUUCUGGUUAUAUCACAUCAGUUUACACAAACUCUGAAGGUCGUGAACGUUUGCAUAGUCCUCUGGAUGUUCGUUCUGCACUGUGGACCGGGAGGAAGCGGAGGGCAACUCUUCUGCGUGUUUUACUUGUAACACUGACCCUAGUUGUUGAGAAUAAGAAAUUAUAUUUUGAUUUGGAUGUUUGUAUUGUUUCCACCUGUUCGGUUUUAUCAUUUCAUUCUUUUUACAAACGUCCAAAGUUCCCGAUUGUCCUUGAAAAAUAUCUGUGAGCAUUAAAGACAAAUUUUCACAAUA
Molecule: messenger RNA, 4929 nt
Organism: Scophthalmus maximus (turbot)
Lineage: Eukaryota; Metazoa; Chordata; Actinopteri; Pleuronectiformes; Scophthalmidae
Product: solute carrier organic anion transporter family member 1C1
Exons: 15
Coding region: 734-2800 (688 amino acids)
Biological process (GO): transmembrane transport; sodium-independent organic anion transport
Cellular component (GO): membrane
Molecular function (GO): protein binding
Source: RefSeq, a predicted model, not a curated record